This is a messenger RNA of Tetrahymena thermophila SB210, 918 nucleotides long. RefSeq names its product cyclic nucleotide-binding domain protein. Gene Ontology annotation, biological process: activation of GTPase activity; nucleocytoplasmic transport. Gene Ontology annotation, cellular component: perinuclear region of cytoplasm; nucleus; cytosol. Lineage: Eukaryota; Ciliophora; Oligohymenophorea; Hymenostomatida; Tetrahymenidae. Gene Ontology annotation, molecular function: small GTPase binding; GTPase activator activity. The transcript has 11 exons. The record is from RefSeq and is a predicted model, not a curated record.
AUGAUAUAAUAAAUUAAAUAUUACGACAAUUUAGAAGAAUUUGUAAGCUCUUCACUUUUAUCUCAUUAGGUUCUCCAUAUUGAUCUCAUACAAAAUGUAAUAUAUCCUAAUAACAUAAUAAAUAAAGCUAAAUUAGCUUUAAACAGCUUUAUUUUUGAGUUUUUAGAAAUUCACAAAAUUUAAAAUUAAAUUGGCGACGAAGGCGCAUUAGGCUUAGGUUCUCCUUUAGCGAAGUGCAUUAAUCUCUCAAAUUUGACACUUAACCUUGAUAAUAAUUAAAUUGGUGACUAAGGUGCAUCAGGCUUAGUUUCUGCUUUAGCAAAGUGCAUUAAUCUCUCUAAUUUGACACUUAACCUUCGUGGAAAUGAAAUUGGUGACUAAGGUGCAUUAGGCUUAGGUUCUGCUUUAGCAAAGUGCAUUAAUCUCUCAAAAUUGACACUUAACCUUGAUAAUAAUUAAAUUGGUGACUAAGGUGCAUCAGGCUUAGUUUCUGCUUUAGCAAAGUGCAUUAAUCUCUCAAAUUUGACACUUAAGCUUCAUUACAAUUAAAUUGGUUCAAUGGGUGUAUCAAGCUUAAGUUCUACUUUAGCAAAGUGCAUUAAUCUCUCAAAUUUGACACUUAACCUUCGUCUAAAUGAAAUUGGUGACUAAGAUGCAUCAGGCUUAGGUUCUGCUUUAGCAAAGUGCAUUAAUCUCUCAAAUUUGACACUUAACCUUAGUGGAAAUGAAAUUGGUGACUAAGGUGCAUCAGGCUUAGGUUCUGCUUUAGCAAAGUGCAUUAAUCUCUCAAAUUUGACACUUAACCUUCGUGAAAAUUAAAUUGGUGACUAAGGUGCAUAAGACUUAGGUUCUGCUUUAUCAAAGUGCAUUAAUCUCUCAAAUUUGACACUUAGCCUUCAGUAAAAACAGUUUAUUUGA